This is a messenger RNA of Ictalurus furcatus (blue catfish), 3153 nucleotides long. Its product is annotated as RING finger protein 222. The coding region runs from base 1092 to 1682 and encodes 196 amino acids. NCBI's taxonomy places the organism in Eukaryota, Metazoa, Chordata, Actinopteri, Siluriformes, Ictaluridae. The record is from RefSeq and is a predicted model, not a curated record. The transcript has a single exon.
CUUGUUUUCUUCAUUUUUAUUGUAUUGUAUUACUUCUUAUCAUUUAAUAUUUACUACUUGAUUCCAGAGGUAUAGCUGAGGGGUGAAUUUCAGGUUUGGACCCACACUGAAAUAUUUAAUUGCAAUUAAAAAUACUUAUUUGCGGGUCGGCAACAUAACGUACAUACUGUGCAGUUAAUUAAACGUAUCCUGUGUGUGUGUGUGUGUGUGUGUGCGUGCGUGCGUGCACGCACACUCACACACACACAAGCACGUACGCACGCACACACACACUCAGCGUUCACAUUAUUAGGAGCAUCUGUACACCUCAUGUCAUGUGGCAGCAGCAAAAUGCAUAAACUCAUGCAGAUACAGGUCAUGAGCUUCAGUUAAUGUUCACAUCAGAAUGGGGAAAAGUAUAAUCUCUUUGACUUUAACCGUGCCUUGGUUGUUGGUGCCAGAUACAGCCUGUAGAUCUGGUUUUAUCAGGGAGGGGGGUAGUUUCCGACGUAGUACUAGCAAGUUAUUAUUAUUAUUAUUAUUAUUAUUAUUAUUAUUAUUUUAGCAUUUUCAGUGGGACUGUCAUGAAGAUAUUAUAUUUCCUUCUCUUAAUGUUAGUAUUAUGGUAUGAUUGAUUGAUUGGUAAAUCAUGCUUCCAUCCAAAAUGCACGAGCACGUCGCACUUACUGCACUUCUUAUUGUAGCCUACAGAUCACGUGAUGAUUUUAUUCCGCAUAUUUCCUCAUUUCCCCGAACUCAUCAGCAGUUUGAGUCACCACGCAUUUGACAAGUGGUCUACUAUCAAUAAAGUUUAUUAUUAUAGCCUAUGUUUUUUUUCAUAGGUCCAAAGGUGUGUUCAUUCUGAUAGGCUAACACAAUAUAGCCUAGCUGAGGUUAAAAUCCGUAGAGCAAACUUUUCAUUGGCCACACAAACAUGACAUCGAUACCGGACAGACUGUCUUCCUCGAUUCUGUAGCCCUUCCAGUUCGACAGCAUUUUGUCCAGUGAGUCAUGAACGUCGCAUUUACGCAACAUCUGUCGAGUACCGUCGCUGGGAACAUUGACAUGUUCCUCAUGUGUAGUCGUGUAGAGAACAUUUCAGUGUGUGAGUGAUGUUGGAUGAGGACGCGUACACCGUGGAGUGUCCAGUGUGUUAUGAGAGUUUUUCAGACGCGGCUCGCACGCUGAGUUGCGGUCACUCGUUUUGCCAUGACUGUCUGGUCGGGACCUUUAUGGGCUCAAGCAGGGACGGAGCUAUCACCAGAGACACCAUCGUCUGUCCCGUGUGUAGACAUGUCACUUUCGUUACCAAACUUCAGGGACUUGGCGGAGAUAAGGAAAAACACGCGAAGGUGUUGGAGGUGCCGCUUCGGUUCACUGGGCGCUCCGUGUCUGCUCCGAGGUCCUACGGUAGCCGCUACCGGCGGCUGGGACGCUGUUUGAGAUGGAUUCCGUCCAGAAUGAGCCGCCAGAGACUGGUGUAUCCUAAAGACUCCUCGCAGGUAUUCAUCAUCAGCGAUCUGGGACGCCCUUUGGCUGAGGAAGAUAUUACUGAUGUUGGGAUAAGUGCAGUGAUUCGUGAGAACAGCACUGAUCAUGGCUGUACACUGUGCACAACAUCACACUGCCUGCUGUUUCUUUUAAUCAUUUUCACUGUACUGGCUUUGAUAGCCGCAACACUGCCUUGGGUUUUUCUAGCAUAAGUAUUAUUGUCUUUUGGAGACUUUAUUGUCUUGUGAUGGCAUGUAUGCUAUGAGAGCGGAUGUGUGAACCUUUCAGUACAUUUCAUUGCAUUGUAUUUCGUACUGGUAUCCCUAAAACGGGACAAAAUGGGCUGCUUUGUUGCCAAAGAACUGUUGAUCCCAUAGCUGAUAAAACACACCGAGUUGUGCUGAAUUGUACCCCGAGCACCUCUGCUUCUAAAUUAUUCAUAUGAAAAAGGAUCAAGGCGAGCAAAAGAAGACAAGCCUGACAGGCAGGUUGUUGCUUUGUAAGGGGAGAUGUUUAUUGGAUAAAGUUUCAUCUUUUUUAAAUGUAGGGAGGUGUAGGUGUGCUUUGAUACCGCCCGCAUACCUUCUUCUUCUUUUUUUUUUUUUUACUUUUUAGACACACCUUUGUUCUUCAAGCACUUCUUGUCACACAGGUUAGAAAAUGACAUUUCUUUUCCUUCAUGACUUGCACUGGACUCUUUCUGGUAUAUUGCUUUUUAUUUGAGAUCUCGGUAACAUUUACAAAUGCCCUUUAUAAGCAACAUAUAAUCUUUGACAAAACAGCAUGUAUAUUUGAAUAAAAAAAAAAAAACCCAGUCAGACCAGAAAUAUUACAAAUGUAGAGUUUAAUAUAGAUAUCUAUAUCUGACAUUCUGAUCAGGAUUGCGGUAGGCUUCACAGUACAGACUGUGUUGUUCCACUGAUAUGCUAAGCUGAGGGGAUAGGAGGGGGAGGGAGGGGAGUGACAUACAGGCAAAGUUUGUACAGAAGUUGUGAUUGCAGGGGAGAGGCUGUACAUCAAUGGACACUGUGCACUUAUACAUAAAUCCAUGACACAUCGUUAACCAGCUGUUCACACACUUGCUAUUUUUCACCCUCUCCCCAGUUUACGCAUAACAUUUAAGAGUCUUAAAAGAAAUCGAAGAAACAGGAAUCAUGAAUUAUCUGAACAAAGUGCAUGCAUUGCAUUGUCACAUCCACUUUCUGUAAUGUCAACCGACGGCUUUCGGGGGUACAAACAUAUAAUGGCUAUAUAUGUUAAGCAUGUCUGGCUCUUGUCUCUUGUGUUAUUUUUUUUAUUUUAUUUAAUUCACUGAAGUAUAUUAUAACUGAACUAAGGACCUGUGAAACAUGAAUGUGGUGAACCUAACCUUGCACAGCAGCACCUGAAUUCACAAAUAAGCUAUAUUCCUUAAUAAAGGAGGAGCGCAGAUAAAUUAAAUCAUAUUUUGUGGUUCAAUUGUGUAAAAAUGUCUGUAUUCCCUGUGGCCCUUGGUGGAUUCGAUCCAAACAAUUAUAGCAGCUGCAUGGAAAAAAAGGUCCAAGAAAAAUGAUAUUGCCUUGGGAACGGGUGCUAUGGACUGUAUGAUUCCAACAUACAGACAAGUGCAUUAGAAUCAAAAUCCUCUCCCUCAAUCCCCCAACAUUUACACAAGCUUUCAAAGUGACUGGCAAAAGCGGCAGA